UUGGCGAACGGCCCUGGAUUACGAUGCGCCGUGAAUAAUUAAUAGCCGGUGUUGCCUGUCGGUAUCGUAGCAUGAUCGCCGUGCCAUGGCACGCAACUGUGAUCUCAGCCCGAGGCGGCUUCUCUAUUGGAUAACGGAUUCUCGGAUUAUUGUCGGCCUUCUUCUCACCUUCUGCGCCUGCACAGCUGAUGCCGCGGACGUCGUCGAUGCACCGUCCAGCCAAGGAGGCCGCGGUGGCCGGGCGCCGCGCGUCACCGAGCAGCCGGUGGACGUGGUGGUCCGCAAGCACGAGCCGGUGACGCUCCGGUGCGGUGCGGACGGCGACCCUCCUCCGCGCAUCACGUGGUUCCACGACGGGAAGACAGUGCGUGACUCGGCCACGCGCAUGGUCCUUCCCGAAGGACAGCUCUUCUUCCUGCAAGUGCAGCACAGCCGCCGGGAACAGGACACGGGACUCUACUGGUGCACGGCAGCCAACGCGCUGGGCACGGCCCGGUCGCGGAACGCCAGCGUCGAGCUCGCCGUGCUUCGCGACGAGUUCCGGCAGCUGCCCAAGAGCGUCCGAGUGGCCGCGGGCGAGUCGGCGACGAUGGAGUGCGUACCUCCCAGGGGCCACCCCGAGCCCACGGUCACCUGGUUCAAGGACGGCGUCCAGGUGCAGCCGGGCACGGGGCGCGUCCGCCUCCUGGCCCAGGGCGCGCUCCUGAUCGCCGACGUGCGCCCCUCCGACCAGGGGCGCUACGUGUGCCGGGCGGCCAACAUGCUCGGUACCAGAGACUCGCCGCCCGCGCUGCUCGCCGUGCACACGAAGCCCUACUUUGUCCGAGUACCGGAAGACGUGACAACACUCGCAGAAGAAUCUGUUCAGUUCGAGUGCCAAGUCAACGGUGACCCCAAGCCGACGGUCACCUGGAGGAGGCAGGAUGGAAAGAUGCCCAUUGGAAGAGCAUACGUUCAAGAGGACAAGAGUCUGCACAUCAAGCAUGUCGUUCCCGCAGAUGAGGGAACAUACAUUUGUGAAUCAGAAAAUAUUGUUGGCUCAGCUUCUGCUUCGGCAACACUUACUGUGCACUCACGUCCGACAUUCCGCCUCACUCCCCAGGACCAGAAAGUGGGGCUCAAUGGUGUCGCCAAGUUUGACUGCCUCGCGACAGGCAACCCACCACCCUCCGUGUUCUGGACCCGAGAAGGCAACCAGGUGCUGAUGUUUCCGGGCAAGUCACACGGUCGCUUCUCGGUCAGUGACGGAGGAACGCUCACCAUCACCGGCGUUCGCAAGGAGGACCACGGCUACUACGUCUGCUCAGCUUUGUCCGUUGUUGGCUCGAGCAUGGCUAAAGGUCAUCUGGAGGUCAUGGCGCUUGCCGACUUUCCGCCGCCGAUCAUACGACUGGGGCCUGCCAACCAGACGCUGCCGCUGCACACGGCAACCCAGCUACCGUGCGAAGCUUCCGGCACGCCCACGCCUUCCGUGCAGUGGCUGUACAACGGGUCUCCUCUGAGCUUCAAAGAUCGGCCCCGAUUCACGCAGCUAGAGUCUGGCAUGCUGCAGAUUCAAGACCUCCAGUUGUUGGACAGCGGUGCAUACACAUGCAAGGCUUCAAGUGAAAGCGGCGAGACAUCCUGGACUGCAUCUCUCACUGUUGACUCACCGCACAAUCCAAACGUGAACUUUCAUCGUUCUCCUGACCCCUCCACAUUUCCCGGACCUCCUUCACAACCUGUGUCCAUAAACACGACCGACACUUCGAUAACCCUAACUUGGAAACGGAGCGAGAAAGUGGGCGCAUCAUCCCUCAAGGGGUACACAGUUGAGUACUACAGCAGCGACCUCCAAAGUGGAUGGGUUCUGGCAGCCCAUCGAAUCCUUGCUGAAACGUACACCAUCCAGGCCUUGCGUCCCGACUCACGCUACAUCUUCAUCGUACGAGCUGAAAAUUCUCAUGGUGUCGGUGUUCCCAGCCCUGCCUCGGAAACUAUACGAACUUUAGGAAUGGCACCACACUUUUUCCCCAAGUACAACCUUGACGAAGCACGAGCCAAGCUCAGUGCCAGUGUGGUGACCCUUCAAGACAUACGAGCCAUGAGUUCAACAGCUGUAAAGUUGAAUUGGAAGGUUCAAGGCAGCAAGGACUAUGUGGAGGGCUUUUACGUUCGGUUCCGGGACACGAGUGGCGUCUCGCAGAAGUACAACAUGGUGACCGUGCUGAACAGUGGAGCCCUCACCUAUGUACUGAACGACCUUAGGAAGUUCACAAAGUACGAAUUCUUUCUUGUGCCUUUCUACAGAAGUGUGGAAGGCCCACCCAGCAAUUCUAGAAGUGUUCAAACGCUUGAAGAUGUGCCAACAGCCCCACCCAACAGUGUGGAGGUCCAUGUUCGCAACAGCACAACUGCAACUAUAUUCUGGUCUCCUCCACCUCCUCAGCAUCGCAAUGGAAGACUCAGAGGAUACAAUGUGUACGUGAAUGGAAAUACCUCUGGCCUUCGUUUCAAUCAAAGCACAAACUCCACGACCAACAACCUAACAUUAAGCAACCUGAAGACAGGAGACAUAUAUGAAGCACGCGUGGUUGCCAUGACUACUGCCGGUGAAGGACCAACCAGCAGCCCCGUCCACUUCAAAAUGGAAAGCCCAACGUCCUCAACAUCACUUUCUACUCCCAUUCAAAACAUCAUGACACAGGCAUGGUUCAUUGCACUUUUUGGAUUCUUGUUGCUGGCAGCAGUCACAAUCUUCGUGACACUUCUAAUACGGAAAAGACGGCUGGAACACACAAAGACAAUUAUAACAGCUCCUGUACAUAAGCAAGAAGACAUAAGAAAUUGCUUCAAUUCCUUCUCUAGUCCUGGGGGCCUGAGCCCUCACGAAGCCUUGUGGAUUGACCAUAGUGCCUGGAGAGCUUCUGACUCAUCUAAGGAGCCCUUCUGUGAAACAAAGGCUGUUAACAAGAUGAGCAGUGCUUUGAAUGAUCUUAACUAUUCUAGUGUCUACGCACCUUUAAACUGUGGCAUCAAUGCCUCAGACUAUGCAGAAGUGGACACUUACAACAUGACAUCCUUCUACAAAAAGGACAUUCCUUCUAUCCCAGAACCUUAUGCUACUACGGCGCUCAUAAAUACUUCAUUCCAGAAGAACUUAAACGGUUCAGCUAAAGAUAGUCGCAGUGGAAGCUCAGCAGAAGAAAGGAGCCGGACAUCAGACAAGGUUUUUGAUCUGGAACUGAAGCAAACAAGUGAAGACCAGCUGUUGGAAUUGGACAAGCUUGCUAGUCCAACCAGUGACUCAGGGAGUUACACAACAGAUGAGUACGGGAUGCCUGUAAAAAAAAGUCGCCAAAAGUUAUCACGGGGACGAGCCACCUCCAGAGGACCUGUGAUGAAUUGGUCCGAAAUCAUUCCUCCACCCCCUCAGAAGCCACCCAGUGACGUUAGUUCUCAACUAAAUACUCCUGCAUCCCUCAGAAGGACAUCACCUCACAACGCACAGCUCACACAGAGCCUGCAACAAAGUGUAGUCCAGCCAUCCAACAAUCUGAGAGGAGCGCAGGGCGCUCAGCGACGCCCAGCGCCUUCACCUAAGGGUUCCCUAGAACAAGCCAGCAACAGCCUACGGAGCCUCUAUGCAGACCCCUACCAAGGGGGCCCUCCCUUCCAGCCCAGGGCAACAAAAUCUCUCCUGAAGCCUUUACAACCACAGCACAUACAGCAGCAGCAGCAAUAUCCACAACAGAUAUUCAGCAACCCAUUUAUGGACCGAGGUGUCCAGUCAUCAUUGUCAUCGCUCAUCAGCGAGCCCACAUCUUUAAACCCUGCCAUGGAGCUAUCAGGUCCACGGCUAGCCACUCUUCAAGGCCACAUCUACCAGCCAGCAGAUGCAGAGUCUGAUGCAGAGAAUGCGUCACAGCCACAGUCAUUGGAGUCUAGUGUUGCGGGGGACACAGAUUAUGCACCAAGCCACACACCAUCCUGGGCCAGCACAACGGAGCAGAGCAACAGCUCUUGUACAAGCGGCUGUUCUAGCAGCGCAAGUUCCUAUGACGACUCUGUCUACAAAAAAGGGGACUUCGCAAGUGCAGUAAUGCGGGCAGCGCAGAAUGCGGGGUUUCAAGUCAAUGGCUCGGUCAUCUCUACAGCAGCUCCGACAGCAGUGCAAGGGGCGCCGUACAAGCAGCAAAGCUUCCCAAUAUACGACGACCCUCCUGACAUGGUGACGCCUCCAAGCAGAUCAGGGACGCAAAGCUGGAAAGUUGUCAGUUGAGAGGAUGUCACUUCCCAACCUUGCCACUCAAAGAGCUUGCCUAUAGGUUUUUCUGACAAUGAAAAGGCUAACAGCGACUCAGGCAGGACAUAAGUGGACAUUUGAACCAUGGGUCAACAUGAAAAGUGUUGAUUUUCAUGCAAAGGUUCUCCUUUACCCUCAACAUGACAAUGACAGCUGAAUGUCAGCCCUGUGUCAGAAUUGCCAAAUGAGACCCUGCCACAAACGGAUGCAAAGACGAAAAGAGCCGGAGAAAAGAACUCCUGCUUCGACCUUGAUGUGAUUUGCUGACCAAGUUCCUUCUGUUGCUGAAAAAAAGAAGAAUCUUCAUUUAUGUGACAAGUCCACCAAAGUAUGCAAGCGGGUGAUGUGAUGUGUGCCAAACAAGGACAUGCCGUGCUGCAAUAAUGAGAAAAUUAUAGGAUGCGCCAGAAGAAAAGACAUUGUACAGUGUGUGUUCACGAGAUGUGCGAGUGAAUGAGCGUGUGCAUGUGUAUGUUAAGUGUAAAAAGAUAUGAGAGUAUCUGUAUAAAUGUACAUGCACAAUGGCAGACAUUGUUAGUGCCUGGCACAAUCUUACUCAGCUGCCACAUCCCAGCAUAUCAAUGGACAGAACUGUGCAUUUUGUGAUGCUUCACGAGUUGCAAGUUACAGUAAGUGGGUAUCACAUGACUCAAAGGUAUAGUGUGGGAAAGACAGGCAUGAGCAAUUAAAGCAGAUGCAAGAAACUCAUUGAGCAGUUCUGCAUUGUGCACCAAGACAUAAAUUCCAGGCCUGCCUUCUUCUAUGCUGUACCUUGGAGCCAUGUUUUUUUAAUGGUUGAAACAGCUCUCUAGGACACUGUUCCUGUGCAGCACAGUUUCUGUCCAAUUCCUUAGUGGCCAUUGGUUGGUGUACAGGCAACAGCAGCAUGUCAAGCAAGCAGUAUGCCCUGCCGCUUCUUAAUUUAUUGUUGAAUAUUUCAUUUUAAGACAAUGAUAGUAGAAGCAGAAAGAGAAAUGUGCAUAUACAAAGCGAAAAACAGUCACCAGAAAUAAAAGUCACUGUUGUCUAUCUUAUGAAACUGAAACAAGUGUGUCUCCUAAAACUGAAAAUAGCACCUACAUGUAGCUUAAAGUUCAAAUUCAGCAAAAUUUAGCAUCAAAUAAAGAUAUUUGUAGUGAUAGUGUAGCUACAGAGAGGGCUCAGCGCAAUAUUUUGUAUGUGAAACAUGAAAAGAACAGAAAAAAUCCAAUUUUAUACUAAAACUGACAAAAUCACAGCCAUUACAAUUUGCUGGAAGUGAUGCAGAACCCAGACUAGGCCUGACCAGAACAGAUGUGCCUGCUUGUUGCUAUACUCACAUCAUGUGUGAUGCACACAGCUCCAUUCCAUGA
Messenger RNA from Dermacentor silvarum, 5637 nucleotides. RefSeq names its product roundabout homolog 1-like. Gene Ontology annotation, molecular function: protein binding. Gene Ontology annotation, cellular component: axon; plasma membrane. The record is from RefSeq and is a predicted model, not a curated record. Gene Ontology annotation, biological process: axon guidance; cell-cell adhesion. Bases 86 to 4261 code for a protein of 1391 amino acids. Lineage: Eukaryota; Metazoa; Arthropoda; Arachnida; Ixodida; Ixodidae. The transcript is spliced from 25 exons.